AUCCAAUGAGUCUGUCAGCCACUGGCUUCUGGCGCUAAAGCCACCUCUCUCAGUAGUCGCUAAAGAUCGUCCAUGUUUAUUUAUCACAAUCCCUAAUUCUCAUUUCUUCUCUUUUUUUUCUCAGCUCUCUCUUCUCUCGCUCCAGCUCACUUUACCCUCUUACCCUGAUUUCUCUUCAGUUUCGCGACAUAUCUUUCCCUUUACUUCCUGCCUUCUGAACUUGGAUGUAAAGUGCUGUGCUAGUACCAUUUUGUUUCAAAUCAAAUCAUAAGGUUUGAUCUUGUUUAUACUUUAAACCUUAUAACCGGGAAGUAAAACAUGGAUGAAGACAUGUAUAGCAAAUUUAACAUGAGUGUAGAUCAGUUAAUGGAAAAAAGUUGGAAGGACUAUAGAUAUGAGCUCCAUCAGUAUUUUAAGAAGUUUAAGUCAACAGAGGAGGCACGCCAGCAUCCAUACAGAAAUGUCACAAAGGAUGAUUGGGAUGGGCUGUGCACAUUCUUUGAAAAUAAGUACUUUGAGAGGAGACCUAGAAAGGACUCUAACGCUCGAGCACAACUUCCGUAUGAUCAUAGAGCAGGAUUAAAAUCCUCUUUACGUUAUGGAGGACAGUGGGAGAAGCUGUUCCAUAACAAACACUGUGCAGCUGCAUCACAUGAAGAGAUGGAGGAGUUACGUGAAACCAAUGAGGGUUUACGUGAAGAGAAUGAGGAGUUGCGUGAAGAGAUCGAUCAGUUACGUGAAGAGAAUGAUGGAUUACGUGAUGAGGCUGAUGAGUUACAUGAAGAGACUGAAGAGUUACGUGAAGAGAUAGAGGGGUUACAUGCUGCAGCUCAGAGUAAAGAGGAAGAAAAAGAUCGGAUCAACAGGCUUGAAGAAAAAAUGAAACGGUUGGAGGAGGUAGUCUCUGAGGUUCGUAAGGGAUUUCCUCAUUCUCACAGCAUGCCUAGCCUUAGCUAACCACAUUCACAUUCCUCCCACCAGAAAUCUUCUACGUUUUGAUUUUGUUUCACUGCAAUGGUUUUGCCCUUGAAAAACCCGUGGAAGACCAACAAGGCCGGUGGCCUGAACAGUUCUCUCUUUUGUUGGGAUCUUUUGUGUCUGCAUUUCCUGAUUUAAGGUUUUCCUCAUUUUCUCUUUUGUGCCCUUUUCAUUGAACCAAUCAAAUGUGAGCUAGUUUUCACUUUGUUAAUUUCA
Pistacia vera is the source of this 1194-nucleotide messenger RNA. RefSeq names its product golgin subfamily A member 6-like protein 7. The coding region runs from base 319 to 957 and encodes 212 amino acids. NCBI's taxonomy places the organism in Eukaryota, Viridiplantae, Streptophyta, Magnoliopsida, Sapindales, Anacardiaceae. The transcript is spliced from 4 exons. The record is from RefSeq and is a predicted model, not a curated record.